AUGCCACCACCACCGCAGUGUGAUCAGUCAGUCACUGCAUUCCCUACCUCCAUGUCUGACAUUCUCAAAAUUGCCUGUGUACGCCUGACUGCUGCCUCAGAGGUCACACAUCACACUCUUCGUAUCUGA
Echinococcus granulosus is the source of this 129-nucleotide messenger RNA. RefSeq lists its product as hypothetical. The transcript has 2 exons. The record is from RefSeq and is a predicted model, not a curated record. NCBI's taxonomy places the organism in Eukaryota, Metazoa, Platyhelminthes, Cestoda, Cyclophyllidea, Taeniidae. The coding region runs from base 1 to 129 and encodes 42 amino acids.